This is a messenger RNA of Pelodiscus sinensis (Chinese soft-shelled turtle), 2709 nucleotides long. The record is from RefSeq and is a predicted model, not a curated record. Lineage: Eukaryota; Metazoa; Chordata; Testudines; Trionychidae.
CCAGCACAGGCUGAGCGCGGACGCGAGAGGAAGCAGGAGUUUAGCCAUGCAGACGCCGGAGUGAGGCAUGAAAGCGGCGAGGGGUGCCCGGCGCUGCCCGGCCCAACGGCGGCUGCACAGGGACCCGCGGCUGUGACAGGCCGAAUCCCGCGAGCACCGAGCCUGUCGUUAACUCGGGCCCCGAGCUUGCGGGGCGCGCGGUGCCUCCGCUGGCGCUCGCGGCUCGCCUGGCGGGCUCCGCCACGCUGGUGCUUUCCCAGGGAGCCGGUGGCGGAGCGGAUAAGGCUGUGAGUUUCCCGCUAGAGCCCGGGCUAUCCGCGGGGGGAGCAGAGGGUUGUUGUGAGACGAGAGACCUCGGGCUUGAUGAUCGAAUGGUCCUUUAUGGUCAUAAACUCCAGGGCAUUUAUUUUGCCCCCGUUCUAGCCUCAAAAUGCCGGUAAAUAAACGUGCACCUUUGGGCUAUGGGAGAUGCAAAAGAAACUAAAAUGCAAAUAACACCAAAGACUCCAGGACAGGCUACUGUAUUAAAUCCUUUUGAAAGUCCAAGUGAUUACUAUAGUCUACAGGAGCAAAUUGUUUCCAGUCCUUCCAUCUUUAAAUCAACAAAAUCUUCAUCAACUCCAGGUAAAUUUAAGUGGUCUAUUGAUCAACUUGCUCUAAUAAAUCCUGUGGAAAUUGACUCUGAAGAUAUUCGGCGUCAGGCAAUGUAUUUAAGUCAUGCCAGAAUAGAUAAAGAGAUGGAAGACAAAAGACAAAAAGCCAUUGAAGAGUUUUUCACUAAAAGUCUCAUCGUUCCUUCUCCUUGGACUAAUCAGGAAGGGGGGAAGCAAGUUUCCCAGUUUCAUUCCACUAAAUGUAUAGAUUUAAAUAGCAUUUCCCCAAUUGGAAGACAGCUAACUGUGCAACAUGGAAAAAACAAUGCUGCUUGUCAGACAAUAUUGUCUUUGCCUGUGGAUUUUAACUUAGAAAAAAUAUUAGGUGAAUAUUUUAGAACAGAAGAAUUUGCAGACCAGUCUCAGGAAAGCCUAAGCUCCUCAUCACUGAGAAGAAAGCUGUUUUUAGAUGAGAAUGGAAGUGUAUCUGAGUGUUUAUCUCUUUCUCCACAAAGCCCUUGUAGUAAUCCACAACCAUCACUUGGAGUGCUAUGUUCAAUAGAUAUCUCUCCAGCCCGGUGCAGGAGCCCUCUAGAAACAUCUAGUUCAGGUCAGUUUUCCUCCAGUCCCAUUCAGGGAGGUACAAGGGCAUACAGUCUGGGAAGCAUUACCAGUCCCACGUUUCCAGAGAGGUCCCCUGCAAAUAUUGCUUCCCCCACUUUUUCUCCAAUUGCUUUUCAGAUAAGAAAAACACCAUUGUCAGAACAAAGAAAGUUGACGUUUCGCUCUCCUGAUGUUCCUUCUGCACCAGUGUCAAACAGAAUGACACCCUCAAGUACUAGAAGUCCUUACAUCGAUGGUUGUUCUCCAAUUAAAAAUUGCUCUCCUAUGAGACUUGGCGCUUGCAGAGGGACUGCACAGUAUCAAACGUCACUCAUUAGGAUACCAUUUACCCUUGAAAAUCACAACGACGAGGCAGAAGACAAAGAGAAUGCCCCACCUGCUGAAGUUCUGUUACCACAGAUGGACACUGGAGUAAAUUUACGGCAGCAGGAUGGUGAUUCUUUUGCACAUGGCACACAUGUUGUUGUGGCAACUGUAUCUAUUUCACCAGAUCACUCUGAAGCUUGUGAACAAGGACUAGCAUCAUUGCAGGAUAUAGAAGGUUUAAAGGAAAAUAAUACUGUUGAUAUGGUUGAUACAGUUGAGGUGUCAGAUGAGAACGCCUGGGUUAAGGAAUGUGUUGGUAAUAGCAGUAUGCCAAUGACCAGCUUCAUGACUGGAAUUACUUUCAGUAUUGAAAGCUCUCACAUGUGCAUAUCGCCUCUUGCAGAAAGCAGUGUAAUUCCUUGUGACAGCAGUAGUAUUCAGGUGGACAGUGGCUAUCAUACACAGACAUGUGGAAGCAGUAUUAUGGAUACAGUUGGAGCUGAGAACAGUUGCAGAGACAAUAAUGUACAUUCUUAUGAGGCUCAGAACAAAUCUCAGCUUUUCAAAACUAAGUAAGGAUAAACAGUCCCAAGAUACUGGAUGCAGAAUCUGCCUGUUCCUUGCAAUCACCUGCAGAAAUGCUUCUCUUAAAGUAUUUAGAUCAAGACUGACAAGCAGCCUUUGGUACCUGUUACUUUUGCAAAUGGAAUCAGUCGCAUUAUAGUUUGGAGGGAACUGUGUCAAUUACAUUUUGAACACUUUUGAAGAUAAAAUGUGAGAAGGCACUUGAAAACAAGGCAUCUGAAUUGAUACUUGAAAUUCAAAACCGCUUAUGAAAUGUUAUUGUAUCACAAACAUCUGUAUAUUUGUUCUCUUUUUACCUCAACUAUGACCACUCUGGAAAAAGUGUACAUUGAAAAUUACGGGGAGAUUUUGGUAUCACUAAUAAAAUAUUAUUCGUUCUGUUUCUUCAAACUUAAAUAUUGUAAAACUAAUCUGUGAGUUAAAAUGUGUGAUCGGCAAAUUAACAUACUUUUCAGAGGUGCUUUUUUGUUUUUGUAUUUUACAUUUUUAAACUUUGUCUUGUCCAUUUAGGGCAGUGUUCCCCAACCUUUAGAGGCUCCCGGACGCCCGGGAGGUAGGGGCCACUCACGUGCUGGGCUCCCGGGAGGUAGGGGCCACUCAC